AAACAGAUAGCUCUGCUGAUCAGGUUGUCUUUGGGAAGAAUGGCACACAUCUUUACAAUGGGGUUCAACGAGCCAUUUGUUUUUGCUAUGGUACUGUAUGUGAUCAGUCUCCAGGUUGAAGCUAAACGACUGCCUUGGCUUUAUCAUGAGGGGGGGGACCGUUCAGGUAUUUCUGACUGGUCAUCUGUAUAUAAACCACUAGGGGAGGGCCACACUGGGGAUUCUUUUGGUAGCUCCUGGUCACAGAGACUUCGGAACUCUGCUCAGGAACCUGUUGGUGAAGUGUUCCGCAAGCCUGCCCAAGAGCCUGCUCUCUCUCAGUCCAAGCAAACACUGCAAGAGCCCAAAAAGCAGCCGUCAUGGAAGUACCCAUGGAUGCCAGAGGAACCCACGAGUCCCGAGGUGCCGGUUGUACCGGUCCCAGCCAACUCUGUGGCUGUGAGGUGCGGCGAAAACAUACUGGUGGAAGUGAACCAGGACUUCUUUGGCACUGGCCAGCUGAUUGAACCAGGUGAUAUCCGUCUUGGUGACUGUUUCAUGACUUCGGAUGAUAUCUCAUCUCGGGUUCUAGUGUUUGACUCUGAAUUGCACCGAUGUGGAAGCAGGCUCCAGAUGAUUGAGGAUGAACUGGUGUAUACUUUCACCCUUGUGUAUGCACCCCAAGCCCUCGGUGCAUCUCCUAUUGUAAGACCAAACAGUGCUACAGUUGACAUAAAAUGCCGUUACUCAAGGGUGCAUAAUGUGAGCAGUGAUGCCCUCAGACCAACUUGGGUCCCUUAUGCUGCCACUAAAGUUGCUGAGGAGGGCUUGACCUUCUCCUUGAGACUCAUGACAGAUGACUGGAAGUUUGUGCGGGCCCCCAACACCUACUACCUGGGAGACACCAUGCAUAUAGAAGCCUCAGUGAUCCAGUACAACCAUGUGCCGUUGCGUGUGUUUGUCCACUCCUGUGUGGCUACUGCAGUCCCUGAUAUGAACGCAUUACCCAAAUAUUCAUUCAUUGAGAACCAUGGGUGUCUCGUUGAUGCCAAGCUGACCGGCUCCAGGUCUCGCUUCCUGCCCAGGGCUCAGGAUGACAAGCUGCGGUUUGAGCUGGAGGCCUUUAGAUUUGCACCAGGAGACGGAGACAAUAUCUAUAUUGCCUGCCAGCUGGUGGCAACCACAGCAUCAACAAUGUCCAACCACAAGGCUUGUUCCUUCUCUAAUGACCGGCAAUGGACUUCUUCUGAUGGCAUGGAUGAGAUGUGUGUCUGCUGUGACUCUACGUGUGGAACAGAAGGGGCUGCAGAUGGACCGUGGGAAUCGGAGGCGCUCUUGGGGCCAAUAAAGGUCAUUGAUGCAUACUGAAAUGUUAUGCAAAUAUCUGCAUUUUAAAUAAAAAUUACAUAAAUCUA
This is a messenger RNA of Alosa alosa (allis shad), 1394 nucleotides long. Its product is annotated as zona pellucida sperm-binding protein 3-like. The record is from RefSeq and is a predicted model, not a curated record. Gene Ontology annotation, molecular function: acrosin binding. Gene Ontology annotation, cellular component: extracellular matrix. Gene Ontology annotation, biological process: binding of sperm to zona pellucida; positive regulation of acrosome reaction; egg coat formation. NCBI's taxonomy places the organism in Eukaryota, Metazoa, Chordata, Actinopteri, Clupeiformes, Clupeidae.